Molecule: messenger RNA, 7664 nt
Organism: Acanthopagrus latus (yellowfin seabream)
Lineage: Eukaryota; Metazoa; Chordata; Actinopteri; Spariformes; Sparidae
Product: potassium voltage-gated channel subfamily B member 1-like
Exons: 3
Coding region: 803-3190 (795 amino acids)
Biological process (GO): potassium ion transmembrane transport; protein homooligomerization
Cellular component (GO): membrane; voltage-gated potassium channel complex
Molecular function (GO): delayed rectifier potassium channel activity; protein binding
Source: RefSeq, a predicted model, not a curated record
UACUUUCACAUAAUGAGAUUUCUGAUAAUCAUCAGUAACGUAGUUAAUUCACACUGAAUGGGGAAUGUCAAAAACAUCAGCCGAUGAUGAAGAUGUAUGUAUUAGAACUAAGUAGGGCAGUUCAAGUUAAAGCCAGGAAGAGACAGCACUGAUGAUGAUCUCCAAAAUCCAGGAGCAUGUGCAGUCUCAUCUCACUGUAAUAUCGACGGCCGGAUCCAGUGUAGCUGCGCUGAGCUGUGGCCGUGUGAGGGUUAAAGUGGUUCAGGCUGCAGCCGCUGGAGGAGCCGGAGUGAGACGAGCCCCUGCAGGAUCCCGCUCGCAGUCAGCGGCGCCGGCCGGCCAGCACGCAGCCACACCGACCGACAGCAGGUGGAUGAGGGAGAGGAGGACCCCGCAGCGGCCCCGGCUCCUCUGCACGAGUCUCUUAACUUGUUGAUUCAGUCCCCCCCCCACCCCCAGGAGCGGACGGGUGGGCGAGCUGUAGGAUCAGACCUGGACGUGCUGCUGACGGUGUGUGUGUGUUUGUGUGUGUAUUUGUGUGUGUGUGAGCUACUGUCCAACAUGUCGCCUCGGAGCUCAUGAUGCCUCCGUCGGCUCCCUGCAGAGCUCCGGACACCUGGGCGGACGGGAGAAGUUUGAACGCGUUCCUCACGCUGCUGAUGCCCGUCCGUGCGGAGAAUCGGGACUUAAGGAAGACACCGGCGAGGGGAAGCAGCGAGGAGGGACCCUGAUGCGGUCACCCGCAGGACCAUGUCUUCUUAAUCUACCGGGCUGCAUCCUCCAGUGAAUCCAGCGAGAGAAGAUGAACAAAGCGGGGUGUCGCUCGGGCACCUCGCUGCCACCGGACACGAUGGACAUCAUCCGCAGCAAGACGCACACCCGCCGGGUGAGACUCAACGUCGGGGGCCUCCUCCACGAAGUCCUGUGGAGGACCCUGGACAGGCUGCCCCGCACCAGACUGGGCAAGCUGAGGGACUGCAACACCCAUGACUCCAUCAUGGAGAUAUGCGACGACUACAGCUUGGACAGCAACGAGUACUUCUUCGACAGGCACCCCGGCGCCUUCACCUCCAUCCUCAACUUCUACCGCACCGGGAAGCUGCACAUGAUGGAGGAGAUGUGCGCCCUGUCCUUCAGCCAAGAGCUGGACUUCUGGGGCAUCGACGAGAUCUACCUGGAGUCCUGCUGCCAGGCCAGGUACCACCAGAAGAAGGAGCAGAUGAACGAGGAGCUGAAGAGGGAGGCCGAGAACAUGAGGGAGAGGGAUGGGCAAGAGUUCACCACCACAUGUUGCUCUGAGAAGAGGAUGAAGCUCUGGGACCUGCUGGAGAAGCCGAGCUCCUCCUUUGCUGCCAAGAUCCUGGCCAUAAUCUCCAUCUUGUUCAUCGUACUGUCGACCAUUGCCUUGUCUCUGAACACCCUACCGGAGCUGCAGGACACGGAUGAAUUUGGCCAGUCCUCAGACAACCCACAACUGGCCCAUGUGGAAGCUGUGUGCAUCGCCUGGUUCACCAUGGAAUACCUGCUACGCUUCCUCUCCUCGCCCAGCAAAUGGAAGUUCUUUAAGGGUCCUCUGAAUAUCAUUGACCUGCUGGCCAUCCUGCCCUAUUACGUAACCAUCUUCCUGACGGAAUCCAACAAGAGCGUGUUGCAGUUUCAGAACGUCCGUCGAGUGGUUCAGAUUUUCCGAAUCAUGCGGAUCUUGCGUAUCUUGAAACUGGCUCGUCACUCCACGGGUCUUCAGUCUCUGGGCUUCACUCUUCGGAGGAGCUAUAAUGAACUGGGCCUGCUGAUUCUUUUCUUGGCCAUGGGCAUCAUGAUAUUCUCCAGUCUGGUCUUCUUUGCAGAAAAGGAUGAGGAGGACACCAAGUUCAAAAGCAUCCCAGCUUCCUUCUGGUGGGCUACCAUUACAAUGACAACAGUAGGCUAUGGAGAUAUCUACCCAAAAACUCUACUGGGAAAGAUAGUUGGUGGUUUGUGUUGCAUUGCUGGCGUGCUGGUGAUAGCCCUGCCAAUCCCCAUCAUUGUGAAUAACUUCUCUGAGUUCUACAAAGAGCAAAAGAGGCAGGAGAAGGCCAUCAAAAGGAGGGAGGCUCUGGAGAGGGCUAAGAGAAAUGGUAGCAUCGUCUCUAUGAACAUUAAAGAUGCAUUCGGCCGCAGUGUGGAGCUCAUGGAUGUGUUGGUGGAAAAUACUGAUGGAAAGAAGGAGAAGGUGCAUGAUAAUCAUGUUUCUCCUAGCCAGCCAAAAGGGACACCCAAAUUCAAGCCCCAGAUGAGCCCGAGCAGCCCUGCCAAGACCCUCGAACCAAACUACCAAGAGCAGGCCAAGCCCUCCAGCAGCCCUCAGCAUCUCAGCGCACAGAAACUGGAGGAGAUGUACAACAACAUGGCCAAGACCCAGUCACAACCAGACCUCAACAGCAAGGACAAAGGGCCGCAGUCCAAAGCAGUUAGGCAGAGAGCUGAGUUUGAAAUGGGAAACAUCCCUGCCGAAGCUAUCUCAAGCACAGCAGAGGCAGUCACAGACAUGAGGAGCAUGUCCAGCAUUGACAGCUUCAUCAGCUGCGCCACUGACUUCCCUGAGAGCUCUCGCUUCUCCCAGAGCCCCGUCGGCAACAUGCCAGGGAGGGUCAGCACCAACCCCAGCCUGGAGCCCACCUUAGAGAACGAGAAUGAAGGAUCCCAGGGCACCACGACACCCCUGACAGGCCAAAGCACCAAGCAAGGCCCAUAUUCCGACAGCCCCAGGGGUAGGCGCUUCAAGAACCCACUCAAAAGCCGCUCGCUCAAGGUGAACUUCAGAAGUGGGGAGGAUUCAGGGACGGGGGCCCUCUCAGACAGCUCAUCAGUCCAGAGCCCUGAGGUGUCCGUCUACACGACUGCCAGCAGCAGGACACCCACCAAGAGCCCGGAGAAUUUACCGCCCAGCAUCUUCACAUUCCACGAUUCAUCCAUCAAUAAAUUCAUCGACGCGGACACCGAUGAGGAAGAGCACCCGAAUGACGGUUCAGGCACCAAUCCUUCCCAGAGACUCCUGGAAAAAUCCAGCUACCAGAAAGGGUCCAACCACACAGAGGGCCUGCUGCAGAGGAAGCUGGGGAACAGCACACUGCCGCUGGAAGGACAGGAGAACCACAUGGUUCAGGAACUCCAUCCACUUCAGGGAGAGAAGGGUCACUCAAACGCUUAAAGUCACAAUAAUUGAGAGGCAACGGAGGAAACAUAUAGGGGAGGAGGAAGCAGAAAGCACAGUGAACUCAGCAAAACUGAACUUCCCAAAAAUAUGAAAGACACUGAAAACAUUUGCAGGAACAUUUGAAGAACAAUACGAAAUGCUUCUACCGUGAAAAUGCAAUAGUUUUGGACAAUGGGAAACUAUUUUGUGUGCUCUCAAACCAGGACCCCUGAACUAAUCUGAUCGAAGAGGCAAGGAACAUCGCCUGAUAAUUUUUAUCAUUUAUACAUCUGUUUAAAUCCAGAUUAUAAUCUAAUAACUACAGCCUAGAUGUAAGAGUACAGAAUAUCAUUUUUUAUAAGCAAGAUAUCCUAUUUUUCUGACCCUGGGUACCACUUUAAAGCCACUAUAGCAAAAGCUGUCCAACCAGUAGCAAAUCACAGAGGGCAUUGAAACACGGCGCUGCAAACUGAGAAAGUCAUUCAGCUGAGAAAGCUGCAAAGGAACAGUGUGUUGGGAAUAUAUGUAGUUUCUUUUAACUUUCCUUCCUCAAAACUGGCCUUAGUUCAUGUCGUCGCCCGUGUUUUAUGUUUGUAUGAGUGAGAAAGCGAGACGGAGACGGACAGACAGCACAUACAAGAGUGUGCAAAGUUUAUCUUUCAAACACAGUAUAUUUAUUGGGACGUAUCGUUCUUGGUCUCGUCUUAAGUGUGGACUCAAGAAGAAUCAGUCUGUUUCUUUUCAACAGCAGUUUAUUGUCUUUGCUCGUAUAUAUAUUUCUUUCUUUUUUCUUUUUUUUUUUACUGCACAGAAUACGUUUCGACAACACAGAGAGACACUGUGAGGCUGCAUCCAUCGAUUUCCUUCUUGUUCCCAUUGUGCCCGACUGAUGGCAAGAGAGAGCACCUUAAACACCAUGAUUAUUUUGAUUACGAACAAAGAAAAAAAAAUGACUUGUUUGUUUACUUGUUUUGGUUGUUUCUAAAAUGUCUGUGUGUGUGUCUCAGAUUGGUGUAAUGACAGCUUGAAUCCGGGGGAAAAACAAACAAAACAAAAAAAAAAAGAAAAUUGUCGUGUAAUUCCAAAACUUUCUCAAAGGGGUUUCGGAGGAGUCAUCAUUCCUAUUGUAGCUGAUAAUCUGAACUUGACAUGAAGCGAGCUGGAGAUACAGCAUUGAAAAUCACACCGAUUUUUUAAUGUGGGGCCUCCAGGAUGUGUGGGAGUGUGAAUAUUGUACAUGUCUAACUACAAAAGUAGAAUAUUACGAGGAAACACAUUUAUUGUACAAGGUAAAGAAUGAAAAUAAUUUAUAUUUUUAAGAUAUUUUCUAAAGGUACAGACUUGUAGACAAAUCUAUUGUGCUAAUCUCAUAGUUUUGCAUUUCAGCAUAUGUAUUGCAUUAUUUUGAUGGAGUUGCAUUUAAUAGGUGAUAUACUGUAGUCGAUCAAUUUGUAUUGUUUGCUACCGUCUCCCUGUAAACGUCUGUCCCUUUAUCCUCUGUGCAUUGUGAAGAACCAAAGAAUUGUUCUUUCUGAUAACGCAUACAGACGAUAGUAAGUCUUACUGUUUUAUCUUAAAAUGUAAGAAAUAUAAGCAUUCCUUUUCUAAACAGCAGUAUCUGACGUAUAUCAGGGAGCCAUACACGCUCAUUCGGUACAAACACGUAAGCUGGAGAAUGCACAGACGGGAGAAUCGUCCUCUGUUGGCAGGAAAUGAAAAGAGGGCAAAGAUGAAAAUGGAGAGACAACACAGCACUUUAUGUUACAUCCAUUCUGACAGCUAAUUUGAUUAUUUACACACUGUGGAUCUUGGCAAGUGGUUUGGCUUGCAGAAAUCCAAAGCAUUACGCUCAUGUGAGUUCACAUGACAUCUCUCACAAACAUAAAGCCACCUCGCGGCUUCGCACAGCUCACCUCGCAGGCACACAGGCUGUCUGUGUCUGUAGGGGUCUGUAGUCCUACCAAAUAUCCCACGUCCUGCUCCUCUGUAUGCACCUGACUCCAAACAUAUGGGUGUUGGUCAUCUGGUGCUCUUGUGGUUUUAUAACAUUAUACCCUCACAACAUAUCAUGCCGACAUGCCACGAAGAAUCUACUUUUAGCAGUUUAAAGGGGCACUACGUGAUUUUUAAGAAGAACUUCAAACUCAUGAUUUGAAUAUUUACAAUAUUAAUGAGGGAAAAAUAUAAACUCAGAAAUAUUUAUUCCAUGACUGAAUAAACAAACUGUUCUCCGAAGAAAACAAGGUCCCCAAAAUACUGUCUGGAGCUAGAAAGGUGGCAGGGUCCGCCACAUAUAAACAAAGUAAAAAGGUAUGAAACUGUGUUGUCCUUUAAGGUCAGUUUGUGUAUUCAGUUGUUGUUCAGUUUGUUUAGGCAUUAAAAAGUCAGUGAGGAUCUUUUUUUCAUCCCCCUAACUACAUACUACUACCCCUUUACAGCUUUAAAGGUAGGGUCCACUCUGUAUAACUGUUUGCAAAUAUACAAUAGACAUGAGUUAGAUAUUUCUGUGCCUUUGCUUUUAACAAACCCCUGCCCUGAGUACUUAAUCUGAUGCUGAGCCCCGUCUCAUGACAAUAAAACAAACUGUACAACAAAUAAACACACAGAGAAGUGGCUCAUCAAGCUCUCAGACUGCAACUUCAGCUAUCCCCUCCAAAUAUCUCUUUUUACACUUAAACGCACCGAACAUUCACAUGAAAAAGGCCCCAUAAGAAGAACAAACAGGUGCACCCUUGCUCAACGACCACUGUUUCCAUGGCAAUGGCUGGGAUCACUGGCUCGCUCACAUAUGAUGCGAGUGAGGAGCCUAAUUUGUGGAGAUGGAGUCCUUACAGACCCUGCAUUCUCCCCAUGCCUGCAUUCAUGUACGCGUUUCUCUCCUCACCUGCGGCCUCAGCCUGCUGAUGCCGGAUUCAUUGAGGAAACUGCAUGGUGGGCCAGUCUUCCCUUCAAUCCAUCCGACUCUUUCUUAGAGGAACAUGCACACAUCAUCUCGGCGAGACAAGAGCAUGACCACAGCAACGCUCCCCUGAAACUAAGGUGCCGUUGCUAUGAUGUCCACCUCAGACACCUUCCUCCCGCGGCGGGGGUGAGUGUGAAAUGUGAAUGGACUAGGAACAAGCGGUGUGUGACAGCAGAGAGCCGAGGAGCAGAGCCGUCAGCCUGAUUACAACUGACACCGCUAAUGAUGUCUGUGGCACUCUGCUCCUGUCCAAAUAGCUCUUUAACGCGGACAACACGAUCGUUCGAAACAUUAUCUGUGAGCUCUCUCUUAGAAAGGGAACCCAUCCCCUCCGACAGGACCAUCACCAUCAUAUUCUGUUAAUGAGAAACUAAGUUAUGCAGCCUGAUUGUGCACACAGCACUCAAGUGUUUUGUUUUGUUUUUUUUCCAUUACGAGGACCGGCCUCGAGUCUUUUGUGCAGAAUGACAAUGCAAAAAUGCUAGUUGAGCUGAGGCAUCCUUGUUUCAUUGCUGCGAUUCUAUAAAUAUCAAUCUCUGGGCAUGCAAAGAGAGGGUCAGGGCCAGCAGGAAAGGCUCGAUUACAGCCCUGUCUUUGGUCAGACAGUGUCAUGCAGUCCCAAGGAGCAAACUUUGUAAGAAAAGGGGGGAAACUACACAGGCAGUCACUGGUGUGCUGCGAUCUGUCGUAGCCCAGCCCUUUAUGCUGCAUGGUGAUGGGAUGAAAACGUCAAAUUGACGAAUGGUGAGAUGGCUUUCACUCCUCAAAGCAUUAAGAACUGAAGAACAGACCGGAGAGCUGAAGAGGGAGGGGGUCGAACACAGUGAAGAUUCAUUAACAUUCAUCACUCAACAGUCAGACAUGCAGUGAAUAGGGACAAAAGCUUAGGAAAUGAGCCCGUCGCCACAGUGGACUUACUUCCAAACAAGCCAUAGUCUACUGAAAUUUCCUCUGUUGGACGAAUGUUAACAACGCGCUUUUUAUAUCUUUUUUUGUUUGUUUGUUUCCUUCUCGUUUUCUGAACUGGCACUUUAUUGAUUUUUUUUUCUGUGUUAAAUCGUCUGCUGUCUAGUGGCCAUGCAAAUUAACAUGUCGACAUUCAAAGGUACACAUUGGGUCGAAGACAAAAAGCACAAGCUGUAACAAUGUCAUUUCCUUUAAGCACAAUAUGCCACACAAGAGGUUGAAGCCAAAUACAGACACGCGAUUUGAUUUUCUGAAUCUUCCCCCCUCGUCUUCAGGGAAUUAAUCACCUCUGUUCAACUCACACAGGUCUGUAUGCUGCCCUUAUUACUGUGUCCGGGGAAAUGUUUGUUUUGUAAGGUUUCAUACUUUGUACCAGUUGACUUUGUAGAAUAUUGUCUCUGUGGUUCCUCGUUGUUCAACGCAUGUAGCGCUAUUAAACUUUGACACACAGAACUUGUAAAUAUCAUCUAAGAAGCUAUAGGAAUAUGUCUAUGAUCAGCAAUUUUGAAGCAAUUUUCUCCUUUUACUGACUGAUGCUUAAUAAAAGACAAUAAUCCAGUG